This is a messenger RNA of Adelges cooleyi (spruce gall adelgid), 5023 nucleotides long. RefSeq names its product neuroglian. The transcript is spliced from 22 exons. Gene Ontology annotation, molecular function: protein binding. NCBI's taxonomy places the organism in Eukaryota, Metazoa, Arthropoda, Insecta, Hemiptera, Adelgidae. Bases 222 to 4007 code for a protein of 1261 amino acids. The record is from RefSeq and is a predicted model, not a curated record.
GCAGCACUGAGGGUAUUAGUGGUCAAUUGUUGAAGAAUGCGUAUUCAGUAUUAUCGGUUGUGAAUUAAAUCUUUAAUAUAGGAUGUAAAGUUUAGUAUUAUUUAUGUUAAGUUUUUUUUUUUUGUUUUUAAAGUAAUGUUUAAUUUGAAGACUGUCCGUACGCCCAUUACAGUCAUAUAGAAAUUUUGCCAGUGAUUUGGUAGCACAAAAUAUUCAUAAAAAUGAAUAGAAUUUCGCGGGAUUUGCUGUGCACAACAGCACUUCUGUGUAUUUACCUAGCGACUUCUACGUCCAUAACUCAAUCUCCACCUAGAAUUGUUAAACAACCCGCUGUUGAUGAACUAUUGUUUCAAGUAGCUUCUCAACAAAAUGAAAAUGAUAAACCAUUCAUCAUUGAAUGUGAAGCAGAAGGCGAGCCUGCGCCAAAAUAUCGUUGGAUGAAGAACGGCAAAGACUAUAACUGGCAAACUUACGAUGACAGAAUAUCACAACAACCUGGCCGUGGUUCGCUGACCGUUACCAAGCCGAGAGAUGAAGAUCUCGGUCAAUAUCAAUGUUUUGCUGACAACCCUUGGGGUACCGCUACCUCAAAAUCUGUCAUGGUUGUGAAAGCUGAAUUGAACGCUUUUAAGGAUGAACCAGAGGCAUAUAUCGAAGCUCAGGAAGGUGAACCUUUUAAACUUGCAUGCCAUCCUCCUACUGGUUGGCCGAAACCAAAUGUGUACUGGUUAAUACAGAACACUGAUGGUGGUAUCAGAAGUAUAAACAACAGCCGAAUGACUUUAGAUCCUGAAGGUAAUAUGUGGUUUUCCAAUGUCACGCGAUUUGAUACGAGUGAUGGUUUUACUUAUUCCUGUGCAGCCACUUCAGUUUUUAGGAGUGAAUACAAAUUGGGCAACCCAGUGAAUUUGAAUGUUAUCCAAACAGCAGGUACUGCUUUACAAAACAAAUAUCCGCCUACACAACAAUAUGUUACCAGGAGAAAUGAAGUAGCUUUGUUGGGUAAAAAAGCGGAAUUGUUUUGUAUUUACGGUGGAACCCCUCUGCCUGAAACAAUUUGGCUUAAAGACGGAAAGCCUAUACAGCCUAAUGAAAGAGUUACUUCGGGAAAUUAUGGGAAAAGUUUGGUCAUUCGUAAAGUAAUGUUUGAAGACAAAGGAAAGUACACAUGUGAAGUCAGCAAUGGUGUUGGUUCACCUCAGUCGUAUAACAUUGAACUUGAAGUCAUGGCCAUACCUUUCUUUACUGUGACACCGGAGUUUGUGGAAGGAGCUGAAGGAGAAACUGCUGUAAUCAAGUGUGAAGCUAGUGGUAAUCCCGAACCGACAAUUAAAUGGAUCCAUAACGGUCGACCAUUAGCGGAAGCACCACCAAACUCAAGGCGAUUUGUUACGUCUAACACUAUUACAAUUACCCCACUAACUAAAAAUGACACUGGAAAUUAUGGUUGUAACGCUACCAACAGUCUUGGUUAUGUUUACAAAGACGUUUAUAUUAAUGUAUUAGCUUUGGCUCCUGAAAUCACUAUACCUCCGAAAAAUGUUGAAACUGUCGAUGGCCGUACAGUGACUAUUGGUUGUAAAAACUUUGGAGUACCCAAACCUCAUGUAAAAUGGACAAGAAACAACAUUGAGUUGACCGGUGGACGUUAUUCGACUUUGAGUGAUGGAGAUUUGCAAAUAAUUGAAGUUGGUUAUACUGACUCUGGGAACUACACGUGUAUUGCUACUAACAACUAUGGCUCUGUAAAUGCUUCUGGAUCCUUAACUGUUAAAGAACAUACCAAAAUUACGGCUGCUCCUGAAGAUUACGAAGUAGUGGCCGGAACGAUGGCUACUUUCCAUUGUACAGCUGUUGCUGAUCGGUCUUUGCAUUUGAACAUUGAAUGGUUAGCCAAAGACGAACCAAUUAACUUUGAUACAGAACCACGUUUUGUAAAAACUAACGACUAUUCAAUGACUAUAACAAAAACAAUAGAAUUGGAUUCUGGAAUCUACACUUGUCUUGCUAAAACCGAUCUAGACAAUGCCACCGCCAGCGCAAUGCUUAUUGUUCAAGACAAGCCAAAUGCGCCUCAGCUAUUAGGAAUUACUUGCAAUAAGAAAGAAGCAGCUGUAAGAUGGCAACCCAAAGGAGAUAACCGUGCCCCGAUAUUGCGUUAUACGAUUGAAUAUAAUACUAGUUUUGCUCCUGAUUCCUGGUCAGUUGCGUCAGACAAUGUACCAGCAUCAGAACAAACUUACCUAGUACCGAUGACUCCGUGGGCAAAUUUCACUUUCCGAGUAAUUGCAAUGAAUAAAAUAGGCCGAUCAACUCCGUCGUUACAUUCCAGUGUUUGUACCACUCAACCAGAUGUUCCUUAUAAAAACCCAGAAAAUGUUGAAGCCGCUGGUACCGAUCCUUAUAACCUAGUUAUUCGAUGGACUCCGAUGCCUAAAAUUGAACACAAUGCUCCGGGCUUGAGGUAUAGAGUAUAUUGGAAACAAGAUAUACCAGGCCAGGUGUGGAAUUCUGAAGAAAUAACAGAUUAUACUAGGAAGGAACUAGUGAUUAGUAAUCAACCUACUUAUCAGCGUUAUAAAGUAAAAGUUAUCGCAUCCAAUGAAAAGGGCGAAUCGAAUGUGCCUCAACAAGAAAUCAUUGGAUAUUCAGGCGAAGAUGUUCCUGUGGAAACGCCCCAAAAUUUUACUGUAGUAAAUGUGACCGGAAGUAGAAGUGCAAUACUGAGUUGGGAUCCUGUAUCACCUGAAUCUCUAAAAGGUUCUUUCAAAGGCUAUAAGAUACAAUUUUGGACAGAAAGGGACGGUGAAAAUAAUAUGAUCGAAGAACAAGUUGGUUCUGAUACCACAACUGUUGAAAUUAAUAAGUUUAUACCUAACUCUAAACACUUUGUACGCAUACUGGCUCACAAUAGUCGUUUUAACGGUCCUUUUAGCCCGUUAAUAACGUUUGAUACUCCAGAGGGAGUUCCUGGACCAGUGCAUGGCGUUGAAGCGGAACAGUGGGGAUCGUCGGCAAUUCUGUUGAGUUGGAAGCCCCCAGAACAAUCAAAUGGAGUGUUAACCGGAUAUGCUAUUGUGUAUCGAACCAUGAACCAAGAAGGAGUUGUCGGCAAUACGGACGAUAGACCUUUGAUAAAAAAUCCAGAGCAGACAAGUGCUAAAUUAGCUGCACUAAAACCGGGAACAAAUUAUCGAAUCUACAUCAAAGCAACAACUAAAGCUGGUUUUGGAGAACCGUUCUUCAUUGAACAACAAACCAAACCUGCAUUGCCAGAAGGCACUCUUUUAGACAAACCCGAGUUUAGUCAUGAACACAUGGCAACAAAUAAUGUUUUUGAUACAGUUCGCAUAACUUGGUUUCCAAAACUUGAUGGUAAUCCUGGAUCGCAUUUCUUUGUCAAGUACAGACUCAAAGGCGACACAUUAUUUGAAGAAACGCUGCCAGAACUUGAUAAAGACUUCAUCGAUGUAAAGGGUUUAAAACCUGGGGAAUUGUAUGAGUUUAUAGUUGUUGCUGUAGAUGGGGAAACAACUAGACAGUCUGACCCGGUUGAAAUCGAAGCAUCAAGCACUGAUCCGAUUAUUAGAAGAAGCGAGAAUAUGGCAACGACUGGAUGGUUUAUUGGAAUGUUAUUGGCAUUACUUUUCCUUAUUAUUUUACUCAUUAUCGUCUGUAUGGUUAAACGUAACAGAGGAGGAAAAUAUGUUGUCCACGAAUCUGAAGCAGCUAGAGGACGACACGAUUAUCCUGAUGAACCACAUUUCCAAGAAUACUCUCAGCCACUCGGUGGUAAAAGACACGGCAGUGAAAAACAAUCUCCGGAAAGUGACACUGAUUCAAUAAUAGAGUUUGGCGAAGGAGAUACAGCCCAAUUUACCGAGGAUGGAUCAUUCAUCGGUCAAUAUGGUACAGCUAGAAAAAAUCGUCAACAGCAGUCGCUUCAUCAACAACAACCGACUCUUGAAGCUGUUACUGGUUUGUCCUCUACUGCCACAUACGUGUAAUAGCUCUUAAAAUUGCUAUUUAUAUGACAUUAAAAAAAUAUAUAUCCAAUUAGGCUGCUCUUUAUGUACUAUUUUGACGCAUUUUUAACAAUUCUUGCCUACCUACCUAACCCUUAAACCAAAGCUUGUCAUUUCAGUAUUAUUAUAUUUUAUAUUAAUUGACAAAUGACGCUUGAGAUUAUUAUAAUUAUUAUUAUAAAAGCUAUUACUGUCUUUUUUAAAAAAAAAAAAAAACUUGGUUGUAUUUUUAUGUAACGUAUGUGUUAAUCUAUAUAUCAUUAGCAUUUCUGUAUCUGUGAUAAAGUCAUAUUAUGCUUAUAAAAAUAAUUAAAUAGUAGAGGUAAAAAAGAAUGUUUUCUCAUUUCACCGUUAAUUUUUAUAUACUACAAUUAAUAAUACAAGCAUUUAUUGUCAUCUAUAAUAAACUACCCUGCCGAAUUUAUUUUCCGUGUAUAGAUUUUAAACAAAAUAAUGCUAAACAAAUUUUAACUUGAGAGUUAUUAGUUUCAAAUCUUAAGUCGUUGUUGUUGUAGCCAACUCUUGUUUGAUUCAAAUAUUAUGCACGCUAUGCCUGCGCUUCAUUUUACACCUAUUUGAGUAUUUGUUAUGUUAUGUAUAGAUUCUAAUUAUUUUAUUCUCUUUAGUAUGUAUUAUUAUGUUUACACUAUUUGAAAGCUAAUUUUUCUUUUGAUGGCGUCAUUAUAAUUUUUUUUUUCAAAUUCUAAAAUAUUUAAUAUUGCUAAAGUAAAACCCAUUAAAUUAACAUCACACAAAAGCGUUAACGAUUUAAUAGAUAUAACUAUUUUAAAAAUAUUUAUGUUUUAUUUUUAUAAAAUUUAAUUUUUUACAAUAGUAUUUUAUUUUGAGAACAAUAAUAUAUUUUUGAUCAAAAGAAUUUACCCUCAUUUUUUCACUGCCUAUAAUAAUAAAUAUAGAUAUAGAAACCCUAAUCUUGUUAUUAUAUUUAUAUAAGUAUUUUUUUUUUCCUAUAAUGAACACAUGCAUUCCAUUAAUGU